Poecilia latipinna (sailfin molly) is the source of this 2550-nucleotide messenger RNA. It is a transcript of the gene khdrbs2, whose product is annotated as KH domain containing, RNA binding, signal transduction associated 2. Lineage: Eukaryota; Metazoa; Chordata; Actinopteri; Cyprinodontiformes; Poeciliidae. Gene Ontology annotation, biological process: regulation of alternative mRNA splicing, via spliceosome. Gene Ontology annotation, molecular function: poly(A) binding; mRNA binding. Gene Ontology annotation, cellular component: nucleus. The transcript is spliced from 13 exons. The record is from RefSeq and is a predicted model, not a curated record. The coding region runs from base 393 to 1592 and encodes 399 amino acids.
GUUUACGCUCAGAGGGGACCUGGCUGAGUCUUCAUCAGCACCAGUCCCACACUGAAUGUAGCCAAUAAUGUUGCCGAGGGGCGGGGGGGGAGGGGAGCGCAGGCUGCAGACCCCCUGAGUCUGACGAGAGUCUGGCGGCUUUCUUACAGAGGAGAGGCAGCGGCGGCGGAGAUGGACUCACACCUCUGAUUACUGCUCAUCCUCCACUCAGCUUUUUUGCGCCAGAUCUGGAACGGCUACAUUUCACAGACGGGAUUUGUGUUGGUUCCGGACGGACAGACUGCAGCCACCUGAACGCGGGAAGGAAAGAUUUUUGUUUUUUAGUUACAUUCCGACGCUCAGUUCGGUGGUCUCACCUGUACUGCCCGGUGGGGAGACUCGCUGCGAUCACAAUGCAUCCGAAUAAGUGCUUACCUGAACUGAUGGCCGAGAAAAACAGCCUGGACCCGUCUUUUGUUCAUGCGGUUCGGCUUCUAGCAGAGGAGAUUGGGAAAUAUGAAGGCGAUGAGCUGAAAAAAGAUGCGGACACAAAGAAAUACCUUGAUAUCAUCAGCAAUAAAAACAUCAAGCUCUCUGAAAGAGUUCUUAUCCCUAUCCAACAGUAUCCAAAGUUUAACUUUGUAGGGAAGCUGCUUGGACCGCGAGGGAAUUCUAUGAAAAGAUUACAAGAGGAGACAGGAGUGAAGAUGUCCAUCCUUGGCAAAGGAUCCAUGAGGGAUAAAGAAAAAGAAGAAGAAUUACGGAAAAGCGGGGAGGCCAAAUACGCCCACCUGUGUAAUGAUUUACACGUUUUAAUUGAAGUCUUCGCUCCACCGGGAGAGGCCUAUUCCCGCAUGAGUCAUGCCUUGGAGGAAAUUAAAAAAUUUCUUGUUCCUGACUACAAUGACGAGAUCAGGCAAGAGCAGCUGAGAGAGUUAUCCCUGCUGAACGGAUCAGACGAGUCGAGCAGAGGGAGGAGCACACAGGGGAGGAGCCUAAGGACAACGACAACAACAGCAUCCACAAUGGGCCACGGAGGUGCAAGCAGAAGAGCAGCAACACCACGAGGGACAGCCGCAGCCACACACAGCAAACUUCCCAAAACCGCUCUGACGAGGGACUUGCAAGCUCCAAGGGCCAGGGGGGCAGCAGCAAACGCCGGAUACAGGCCCCCACUGUUAGCAGUCACACAUGAAUCAUAUGAUGACUAUGGCUAUGAAGACGGAUAUGAUGAAGAAUAUGAAGAUGAGACUUAUGAAGCCUAUGAUGAAAACUACAGCACUCAGACAAAGAGCAUUUCAGAAUAUUAUGAACAUGGACACGGAACCAGUGAUGAAUCGUACAACAGUUAUGAGGAAGAGUGGACAAGCCCCAGACCCAUUCUCAAAGCUCCAGCGUUACGCCUGACAAGAGGAGGCUACAGAAAACAUCCCUAUGAUACUGAAAAACACCAUAGUGUGUUGUCAUCAAAGCACAGAGAAACGCUGCAGGGCACAAAGACGACACAUUCAAGAUGGAAGAUCCCCUUCACACAUUUUCAUCUUCAUCCAAAGAGAAAAUUCUUGGACGGAGACAGAAGCAGACUUCGGGGGGAAAUCCAAUGUGAGACAUGAUGGAAGAUCCACAGGCGUACUUUGUAGGAUGGGUUGAACACCUGGUGGACUAUAAAACUUCCAAGUCUGAUUGUUAUUGGCAUGGACUAUAAAAUGUCCUCUGGCUAUAUAAUUUUCAUUUCUCCUAAAAUCUACAGAGUUUGUAUUUGUAGCUUUGAAGACACAGAGUUUUAUUGUUUUCGUAAAACUUUACUUUGGUUGUCCUAAGAUAAAAUAGGGAAAAUUACCAUGGAACAUGUUAACACUUUCUCAGUAAAUCCAUUUAUUACAGGGCUAUUGGUGUGAAAUUCACACCCGAUUCUAGAAAAUAAUUCACACAAAUAUAUUAAGUUAUGUGAAAUAAAAUUGAACGACACAGCGUAAGUACUAACAAAAAAUGUAUUUUUAGGCUAACUUCAGUUUUUUUUUCCAAAGAUGAACAGUUUGUUCACUGGUGUAAAGACUUAACUGGAAUAUGAUGUUUGUGAUGAGGAGAAUUUUAUGUGAAUAGCCUCUUUAGAAAUAUAUUCACUGAGAAAGACAUCGAUGCAUUUAAUGGUUAUUUUACAAGUUAUUAUUGUCCUCUGCUAAUUUUAUUUUAUUUUGAAAAUCCUGAUUAUUAAAAUGGUGAGAUGUUUUCAUCUAGCGUCUGCUGUGAUUUCAGACCUGGCCGACUGCACCCUGUGUCUUUACCCCAGUUGUUGUAAUAAAUGGUACACUUAGGGCUGCCAACAGGAACAUGUUAGUUCAUUAAGUAAGUCGAGCCCACUGCCAGCGUCCUGGCCAAAUGUCACAGCCAGUUUACAACCCUGCCGGUAAAUCCUCCUGCUGCUCCGUAACAGCUUCACUUCUAGUCCUUUCCCUGGGUCUUCAUAAUAAAUGACGCUCUCUGUACCUCUAAAUGCACACGGUAAUUAACGGCAGAGAUUGAUAGAAGCAAUACAAGGUCACUACUGUUCAAAUAAAUGUUCACAACCGA